Jaculus jaculus (lesser Egyptian jerboa) is the source of this 1585-nucleotide messenger RNA. Its product is annotated as nephrocan-like. Gene Ontology annotation, molecular function: protein binding. Bases 1 to 1539 code for a protein of 512 amino acids. The record is from RefSeq and is a predicted model, not a curated record. The transcript is spliced from 3 exons. NCBI's taxonomy places the organism in Eukaryota, Metazoa, Chordata, Mammalia, Rodentia, Dipodidae.
AUGCAUCUGCUUUGUACUCUCCUUGCUCUGCUCUCUCUGAGCCAUGGCCUCAGUCCUAACUGUCCAGGACGGUGCAGCUGUGAUUCCAUGCAGUCGGUGCAAUGCUACAGACUCAUGGAGGUUCCCUCAGGCAUUCCUUCCACCACCAAGAGGCUUUACAUUAGCCACAGCAGAAUCCAGCAUCUCCAGCCAUCUAACUUCACCCAAUUGUUGGCUCUGGAAGAUUUUAUUCUGGUGGCCAGUGGAACGGAGUCUAUAGAAAAUGAUACCUUCAAAACUCUGAGUACCUUAAAGACCUUAGAACUUUGGAAAAAUAAGUUAAGAGGAGUCCCCAAUGCUCUCCCAGACAAUCUCGAAGUGCUGAAAUUAAAUGAUAAUUCCAUAUGUGUCCUAUAUGGAUCAGAUUUUGAAGGACUAAAAAAACUAAAAGUUCUGGAACUUAAAAACAACUUGAUCUCUUCCCUGUCUCCCAACAUGCUCUCUUCCCUCAUGAGUUUGCAACGUUUGAUGGUGGAUGGAAACAGAAUAGAGUCGAUAGAUGGACUGCUGACACUUCCCCACCUGAAACAUGUGAGCAUGGAGAAUAACAAGCUGAGUCAUGUACCGGGCAGCUCCUUGACUGCUCUUCAGUCUUUGCAAUUUCUCAGUUUCAGUGGUAACUUGCUGACUAAAAUUCCUACAAAUCUGCCCAAAUCCUUGCUUUCUUUGAAGAUGGAGAGAAAUCAGCUUAAAAUGGUUAGGUUUGGAGAUGUGAAACACUUGGAGAAUCUUUCCCAUCUUUAUCUAUCACAGAACUUCCUAUCUUCUAUUGAUGGGGCACAGCUGCUUGCCAACUUAACCACACUUGAGGUGUCCCAAAACCAGCUUCAAAUGUUGCCUCUCAGACUACCAGCAAGGCUGCAAAAACUUGACUGCAGCAGUAACUUGAUUCAGAGAGUCACAGCACAACACUUCCAGGAUGUCCGAGACUUAAAGCAUUUAUUUUUGGACAACAACAUUGUGAGCGUGUUCGAAGCUGGAGCCCUUCAGAGGUGUUCUCAGCUGUCCAACCUGGCCCUGGAGCAGAACCUGUUGUUGUCUAUACCUCUGAGGCUCCCCAAGACCUUAGCCAGGCUAGACCUAAAGGGCAAUGCCAUCCAGGACAUUGCUGUAAGGGAGCUCAAGGACCUCACCCAGCUCCAGGUCCUGAACCUGAGAAACAACAGGAUCUCUGCCUUAGACUUCAGGGCAUUGGAGGGUCUGUCUCGCCUCAGGCACCUCUACCUGGAUGGAAAUCCCUGGAACUGUACCUGUAGUCUCCUAAGAGCCCGGGAGGUCCUGAAGGCCAAGGGCACCGAUGUGAAGGGAGGACAGUGUGCAGCCCCGGCUGAACAACAAGGGGAGAGCUGGAUGUCAUCCAAGAAGAUCAUGAGGCAAUGUGAACAUCACUUACACCAGACUGAGAAAAGCAAAGACACCAGGAUGAAAUCAAGACUGGAAGAUUUCUCUAACAUCAACAUGAGCAUGGAUGAUGAUGAUUAUGACUAUGAAAUUUAUUAAGGAUGAGCUUUGCCUACACUUUAGAGAGUAGCUUUUUAAUACUCAA